AUGACGGCUCGAGGGCUCGCGCUGCUGCCCCUGCCCCUGCUGCUGCUGCUCUUCUUACCCUUCCUCGUGCUCCUUCUCGCCCCCGCCGCGUGCCUCGCGCACCCGCAGCCGUGCCAGGUGCUGAAGCGCGUGGGCCACACGGUGCGAGUGGGAGCCCUGCACCUGCAGCCCCGCGCGGUCCGGCAGCAGCACGGCCUCAGGAGGAAAACUUUCGACCGCGAGUGGGAGUGGGAGUGGGAGCGGGAGCGGGAGCGAGACAUGGGCCACACGGAGCUGGAAGUAACGGCCAAAAGCGGGAACGAGCUGGGCGCGAGGGCCGUCAGGACCAGAGGCUCGAGCGGCGGCAGCCAAAAAGGCGCGAAAAGUAAGAACGCGCUCAAACAAGUGGAGACGGAGAGCGCGUUUGUGCCCAGAGACUCCAUCCUGCUGGCGACCGAGACGCUCAACCGCCUGCCGGGUCUGUUACCCUACAACCUGUCGCUGGAGAUAGUAAUGGCGGUCGAAGCUGGACUAGGGGAGCUACCGGCCUUCUCCUUCUCUUCCUCCUCCUCCUCUUCCUCCUCGACGCCGGUGUGCGCCGACCCGGUGUCUUUUCUUCACAGCGUUUGCCACACGGUCAUCGUCCAAGGAGUCGCUGCCAUCAUGGCGUUCCCUCAAAACAGGGACGAGUUAGUCAAGUUGGAGUUUAUUUCCUCGUCGCUUCAGAUUCCGGUCGUGAGCGUCGUUCAGAAAGAGUUCAAACGACAGAGUCAGAACUUCCUUCAUUUCCAGAUGGCCAUGCAGAAUCCCCCAACUCCUCAGGCAGAUCUAAUCUUCUCUCUCCUGUCCAUUAAUAAUUGGUAUGAUGUCAGCCUGUUGAUGUGUCAGGAACUAAAUGUUUCCAGAUUUGUAUUCCUGCUCCGCAACAACUCCAGAUUUCACCUAGGAUCUGUUGUAAACAUUUCCAUUACCAACAGCAGUAACAAAGGUGACUUUCAGACAUUGCUGCAGGGUCAUCUGGACUCCAUCAAGGACUCUACGUCCACCAUAGUGACCUUUGGAUGUGAUAUCCGGGACAUAAAAAGGAUUUUUACAACUGUAGCAAAGUUUGGGUUAAUGCUGCCUGACUACCACUGGAUUUUAGGCGAUUCCCAAAAUGUGGAGGAGUUAAGGACAGAGGGGCUGCCGAUGGGCCUUCUGGCACAUGGGCGAAUGGGGCAGCCCUCUCUGGACCACUACGUCCAGGAUGCGUUGGAGCUUGUCACGAGGGCUGUUGGUUCGGCUGCAAUGGUUUCUCCAGAGCUCGCGCUCAUUCCUGGCAUCACAAACUGCAUGGCAAUUGAGGAGAAAAAUCUCACCUCAGGAAAAUUUCUGUCCAGGUUCAUGGCCAACAUGUCGUUUGAUGGGCUAAGUGGGUACGUUCAUGUUCGAGAGGAAUCUACCGUCAUCUCAGAAAGCCAUCACUUUAUUUGGAACUUGCAGCACGACCCUAUAGGAAAUCCCAUGUGGACUCGGCUUGGUAGCUGGAAGCAGGGGAAAGUAGUAAUGGACUAUGGAGCUUGGUCCAGCAAGAGGCAGUCUUACCCUGGGGGCGACUGGAGGCAUUCCUCAAGGCUGCACUUGCGGGUAGUCACCCUGGUAGAACAUCCUUUUGUGUUCACCCGUGAGGUGGAUGAGGACGGCCAGUGCCCCGCAGGGCAGCUUUGCCUGGACCCACUAACGAACAGUACAGCUCUGCUGGAGAGCCUUUUUCAGGGCCUUCAGGGGGGCAAUGACACUGUGCCCAUGGAACUGAAAAAAUGCUGUUACGGCUACUGCAUUGACUUGCUGGAAAAGUUAGCUGAGGAUAUGGGCUUUGACUUUGACCUCUACAUUGUGGGGGAUGGAAAAUAUGGCGCCUACAAGAACGGCCGCUGGACAGGUCUAGUGGGGGACCUCAUGAGUGGGGCGGCACACCUGGCAGUCACCUCCUUUAGCAUCAACUCAGCUCGCAGUCAGGUGAUCGACUUCACCAGCCCAUUCUUCUCCACCAGCCUAGGUAUCCUGGUCAGGACUAGAGAUACAGCUGCACCAAUCGGAGCCUUCAUGUGGCCUCUGCAUUGGAGUAUGUGGCUUGGAAUAUUCGUGUCCCUACACGUGACGGCGGUGUUUCUUACUCUGUAUGAGUGGAAGAGUCCUUUUGGGAUGACCCCAAAGGGAAGGAACAGGGACAGAGUUUUUUCCUUUUCCUCAGCACUUAAUGUUUGCUACGCCAUCUUGUUCGGAAGGACAGCUGCCAUUAAGCCGCCAAAGUGCUGGACGGGCCGAUUUCUCAUGAACCUUUGGGCCAUUUUUUGUCUGUUUUGUCUGUCUACAUACACAGCCAAUCUAGCCGCCGUAAUGGUUGGAGAAAAAACCUACGAGCAGCUCUCAGGUAUACACGAUCCGAAGCUCCAUCAUCCAUCACAGGGUUUCCGGUUUGGGACAGUGCGGGAGAGCAGUGCUGAGGAUUAUGUGAAGAAAAGCUUUCCGGAGAUGCACGAAUACAUGAGGCGAUAUAAUGUUCCUACAACCCCCGAUGGAAUAGACCACCUUAAAGAUGAUCCUCAGAAACUUGAUGCUUUUAUCAUGGACAAAGCCCUCUUAGACUAUGAAGUGUCUAUUGAUGCUGACUGCAAAACACUCACAGUGGGGAAGCCAUUUGCGAUUGAAGGCUAUGGCAUUGGUCUCAAACAGAAUUCUCCUCUGACUUCAAACAUCUCUGAGUUGGUCAGUCAGUACAAGUCAGAUGGAUUUAUGGACAUGCUUCAUGAUAAGUGGUACAAAGUGGUCCCCUGUGGAAAAAGAAGUUUUGCUGUCACAGAGACUUUACAGAUGGGGAUCAAACACUUCUCAGGGUUAUUUGUAAUGCUCUGCGUGGGUGUUGCCUUGUCUCUCCUCACCACUAUUGCUGAACACAUUGUCCAUCGCUGGGUGAUACCCAGAAUGCAGAACAAGCCACAGUACCAGUACUGGCUUCACACAAGUCAAAGAUUACAUCGAGCACUUAACCCGACCUUCAAUGAAGACAAAUUAGCAACUGUUGCAAAACCAGAAAAAAGGUGUAACAUUGGAAAUAACCAACAACCUCUGUGGAAUACCUCUGAGAAUUCCAUAUGCACUCGGCAGCACCUGUCCAAUCAGGAGGGGCAGCAGAACGACUUGGAGUGUUUACAGUGCAAAGAGCUCCCUCCCCCGCAAGUGAAAAGACAGCUUCCCCUACAGGCCACCUCCAACGGGAAAACAGACUUGCUGGGCCUGGCACGCAACCCCAUCGUGCAGGAGCUGACGGACUUGGAGUCACAGAUCCAGAUCAUCAAACAGCAGCUGCAGCUAGCCAUGAAGAAAAAAAAGGAACUGGAGCAGUAUCAGCAAACAAAAAUGGCAAGUGAGCCCUAG
Messenger RNA from Colossoma macropomum (tambaqui), 3396 nucleotides. It is a transcript of the gene grin3a, whose product is annotated as glutamate receptor, ionotropic, N-methyl-D-aspartate 3A. The coding region runs from base 1 to 3396 and encodes 1131 amino acids. Lineage: Eukaryota; Metazoa; Chordata; Actinopteri; Characiformes; Serrasalmidae. Gene Ontology annotation, biological process: synaptic transmission, glutamatergic; ionotropic glutamate receptor signaling pathway; modulation of chemical synaptic transmission. Gene Ontology annotation, molecular function: NMDA glutamate receptor activity; transmitter-gated monoatomic ion channel activity involved in regulation of postsynaptic membrane potential. Gene Ontology annotation, cellular component: postsynaptic membrane; plasma membrane. The transcript is spliced from 9 exons. The record is from RefSeq and is a predicted model, not a curated record.